CAUCGUCGAGAACAGAGCGGAUUAGUGAGUUUGUUCCGCAUCACGUUUCUUAUGUUAGGUGGUCCUGGACUGGCGUGUGUCACAGUGAUCAGUAAUUUGUGUAUUUGCGGUGCCCUUUUGGGUCGGUUUCUAUACAGGACAAGGGUCAGUGAAUGUAUUCCGAUCAUAGUGAGCGCAUAAUGUGAGAUAAAAAUAAAACAUUAACUUUCAUCUCGUUUCCUACGUCGGCGGUUUAUUCAUGUUCAAAAAUCAAAGAGAGUGCGAUGGCAAGGCGAAUGAAAAAUGAAGGAGUCAAAUCAAAAUAAUAACAUGUUGAUUUGAAGCGCUAUAAAAGUUUAGCAGAAGGAGAAUUGUGGAAGAAUAUGUGCAGGUGUAUAAAGAAGGGGCAUCUAAAUGAAUAAAAUUCACUGUGAAUGGCGUGCAUGGAAGUGGAACAUCAACCAUCGCAUCAUUUCGCGCGCGCUUUUUGAUGAAUAGAAACUUUGCCGAAAUCAAUCGUUCCGCCGUGCUGUUAAAAUAACCAUCGUUCUUAUGGAAAUUUCAAUUUCAUAGAUUUAGAUGAGUGUUGUCGAUAUUGGAAAAUUCAUUGAAGCGAAACCAGUUCCGAAAGCAAUCUUAUAACAAAUCUAUAAGUGAGGUGGAAGCAAGGAAACAAUUUCAUUGUAUUUAACAAAAAGGCAAAAUCUGCCACCAGAAAGAAGCGCAUAAUGUGAAAAGUCACUUAAGAACGUGUGCAAAAUGAAUAAAUCGAAUUAAGUAAAUGCAUACAAUUAAUUACGACGGCCUAAAGCGUCGCUGGUAAUUGUAUGAAGAAAUACCGUUGAGCCCAUGAAUCCGUGCAGCUGCCAGCGAGGAGAACGAGUGUAGUUAAGCUCCCUAAGCCAUCGUGUUCGUCGUCGUAUUGCAGCCUGCAGCCUUCUUAUGCGAAGCUUAUUUCCUUCGCCGCUGUGUCUGGUCAUGGCUCAACUUUACACCACAUAAACGAAAGAUCGCGAAGAUAGAGUGCGUUCGUGGUUGUCUGCAUAAAUACAAACACUGCCAACCGCAUCAUCCACAUACAGUCAGGCGGUGUUUAGCGUUUUGUUUGUGCUGUUUCUGGUCUUAUUAAUUUACUUGUGGUAAAGUGCUUUUAAUGAUCAGUGUUGGAUUUGCCGGAAUAAAAUGUAUCAAAAGGGAAGAAAAAUAUAAAGAUCAAGAAAUAAUGAAUUAAAAGAAAUUAUCCAUAUUUCAAUCAAGUUCAUGUGCAUUUUUAACAACAACAUGCCUUCGGAGCAAAAGAAACAAGUAAGGCCGAGUGAAGUUGGAAUGUAAUUAUAAUGUUGGCUUAAUGUUCGGCAGAAAAAAACACCUUAAAGGUGGUAAAUUUUCGUACAGUUUCAAGAGCUAAAAAGGAAUAAGAAAAGUGAAAACCGGCAAUCAAAGUGAAACGAAAAUGGCCUCUACAAGCAUGCAGAUGAAUCUUGGGAUUAUUCUUGCUCUCUUUGUAAUCGUUUCCAUACAUUGCGGCUACGGACAUAAUUACGGACAAGGAGUGCCGACUUGGAUAUGCCUCGGUCUAAAGUCUCCAUUCAUCCAGUUCCGGUCAGAGUUUGAGGUGCUGUCCAACAAUAGCAUAUCAUUGAACCUAACAGAAAUCCGACACAAGCUGAAAAGUGUACAAAAUUUGGAUCACUUCAUACGUCCCGUCGAUAACGGGCGGAAGGACGAUAGCAAAAAACAACUUCUUGCCGCAUUGUCCACAUCAACGGGUGUGGUCAAUACGCUUCCUAGCAAUAUGACGAUUACAUUUCUAACCACAACUCCACCAUCGUUUGUGAAUCAUUUCGAAAUAACGACAGAGACUAGUAUUUCAAACGAUGUGGACAUGGAAAAGAAAACUGUUAGCGAGCAUAUGAUAGCUGACGAUAGCAGCAAAAAGGAAAGAAAAUAUAUAAUACCGUUAGCUCUGAAAACAUCUUUGAAUGAAAAGGAAAAGACGGCGUCCAUAUUUCAUGGAUCGUCGACCAAUAUUGACGACUUGAAGCGUCAUAUUUUGAUGCUACAAAACCUGACACAGUCCGAUAAGAGCUUUCAAAGUAAAUUUGUGGUUUUUCCUGCUUUGCAAAAAAAUGGAUCGGAAGCUGUUAGUACAAUCAAAGCAACAACUGUUUCACCGACGACUACAUUUCGACCUCCAUUCCAUAAUAUGCCUGUGUUACAAAUUAAAGAAGACCGAAGUUCAGCAAGGGUUUUCCCUGAAAAGUUUACUCGACUGCGACCAACGAUUAAUAUGCCCAGGCAAAUUCUGCCCAAUUCACAAGAUAUACUGACCGAUAAUAAAGACGACAUGUUCAAAAUGGAAAAAAUUACAAUAGUCCCACAGGUUUUCUUACAAAACGACCAAACUCCGGAUUCCAUGGCAGAAGAAGAUAAUAAUAACAAUAAUUACGACAACAACGAAAGAAGAAAAGAGAUCAAAGGAAAUGACGGAGAGAGUAUCAAGAAUAAAAAACCAUCGCCGCCAGUCUAUCAAGGAAAAGGAGGUACGGGAGAAGAGACAGGUUAUAAAUCUCCACUGUCGGCCACAAUACUACCGUCUCGAAAACUCGGACGCAACAGAACAACGUUGGCGGUAUUGGCGUCUAGCGCGGUACAAACGGCCAUAGCCGCUGAUGAUAUUGAUAACGCCUCUACACGUGGUUCCAUUGCUGGCGGUAAUGUAAGCGCACGGGGGGGAAAUGGCAAAAAGCGGAAUCGAAAAAAUAAAAAGCCGUCAGAGAAACCAAUUAACUCCAAUCCGGUUCAAGACUUUGACGGUGUAACGAAUCAAAGUUCAAGCGCAAACAAGACCAAAGCCGGCAGGAAAGGUGCUAAACGGCUUCAAAGGCUCCAACAGAAAGCAUUUAUGUUGCAGCAAUUAACAUCCAGCUCAUCGACUGUUGCACCCCUUACGGUACCUCCCACGUCCAGUUCUAGUCGAAAACUCUCGCGUUACCGCCGUGCAGAAUGGUCAACAAUCAAAAAUCAUCGGUCCCAGCUGGAGCAUUCGACAUCCAAGGAUAGCACAAUGGUUUCGAUUUACGGAUCGCUUAACAGUUCCAGUGUUAGUGUCAUCAGUGGUGUGAGUAAUAGUGUUGGCUUGAAAAAUGGUACCGCUUCAAAUAUCGAUAGCAACAACAGCGAUGGUAACCACAGCGAGAAAGACAUAAUCAAUUUAAAUCCCGAUCUCUGUUUCAAAGUCACAGGUCUCAGCGGAGGCCAGCAAAAAUUGUGCGCCCAGCACACCAGUGUAAUGCCAGCUAUUAGUCGAGGGGCCCGCGCUGCAAUACAAGAAUGCAAACACCAGUUCAGACACCGACGUUGGAACUGCACCGCCAUAGAAGACGACACUGUUUUUGGACCAGUUUCGAAUAUAGGUUCACCAGAAAUGGCAUUUGUUCAUGCGUUGGCAGCAGCUGCAGCUGCCAGCUUUAUUGCUCGUGCCUGUCGAGAUGGACAAUUGGCAUCAUGUGGAUGCUCUCGAAGCUCCCGCCCGUCACAGUUACACGAAGAUUGGACCUGGGGAGGAUGCGGUGAUGAUAUGGAGUUUGGAUACAAGUUUUCGCAAACAUUCAUCGACAUCAAAGAAAAGGAAAGGAAACGUGGCACUAGAGGUUUGGUAUCAAUACCAGCAAAGUAUCCAAAAAUUGUCGAACGUCUGCUGGAAACACUAAACGAUACGAGUGAAAACGUUUUAAAUGGAACUGACACGCUGUUUCGACCUGAGGACCUGCAGAAACUUCAAGAUAAAAUAGCCAAAGAAAUUUCCAGCUCUAAUCUGGACCCAAAGGAAAUGAAUGAACUACAGGAAAAAAUCAAUAAGGAGAUAAGUAACUCGGAAGUAUUUAACCUAAAGCAUUUCAAUAUCUAUGACAAACUGAAAAAAAUGUUCAAAAAACCGGAAAAAACCCUCAAUGGAGUGAAAUUUAGUGCAUCAGCCAAGGCACGAGCAUUAAUGAAUUUGCAUAACAAUGAAGCUGGACGAAGGGCAGUAAUAAAAAAAUCACGCAUCAUAUGCAAAUGCCAUGGAGUAUCCGGUUCAUGUAGUUUAAUUACAUGUUGGCAGCAGUUAACUUCGGUUAGAGAAAUUGGUGAUUUUCUUAGAGAAAAGUAUGAUGAGGCCACUCAAGUCAAAAUCAACAAACGUGGAAGAUUGCAAGUGAAAGAUCCUAGAUACAAACUUCCCACACCACUGGAUCUAGUAUAUUUAGACGAGAGUCCCGAUUGGUGUCGGAAUAAUAGACAGCUGAAAUGGCCCGGUACUCAUGGUCGUGUAUGUAAUAAAACCUCAUCUGGCCUAGAUGGAUGCGCCAUACUCUGCUGCGGUAGAGGGUACAAUACGAAAAAAAUAGUGGUCAAAGAGCGCUGUAACUGUAAAUUUCAAUGGUGCUGCCAGGUGAAGUGCGAUAUAUGUACGAGACAUAUAGAAGAAUACACGUGUAAAUAAUUGUAGUUUUAGUCCAAAAUUGCAAUUCGACUCAAAAUUCUUGCAUACCUACUUGUUCUUCAUUGGAUGAUUUUCCGAUUCGAGGCUUUGGAAUAGACGAAUGCAACGUAACGAAUUAGUGUAAAUGAGUGCAGGAAUGUGCCGAAAGAUUAUUUAUUUGCCAGUGCGAAAACUUGUCUUAGUAUGAGUGUUUUAGGAGAAUAACUAUGAAACUAUUAUUAUAGAAUGAUCAAGGAUUAGAGAAGACUUUAGAUACAGACACCACCUUGAAUUCUAGGAGGAAGUAUAGUAAACCAACAUCAGUUUUUUUAGAUUUGCAGUUAAUGGAUUAUAUACAAAUAAUAAACUUGCUUUUUCCUACCUGUACAAAUCCGUAUUAUUAAAUGUAUGGUUACAUCAAAAUUUUAGCUGUGCUUGUAAAAUUUAUGCAUGAAAUAACAAAAGAACGAUAUAGAUCAAUCAAACGAGAAAAAAUCGCUAUAAAAAAAAACAAUGUUUUCUCAAACAUAUUUGUUUUGAAGAAUUUUUGAUAGCUGAACCAUCACGCAAACUAUUUCAAAAAUGCUGCGCAACUCAAUUUUCUAAAUGUUUUACAAUCCAACGACUAAACUUGAU
Malaya genurostris is the source of this 5080-nucleotide messenger RNA. RefSeq names its product protein Wnt-5 (gene Wnt5). Bases 1433 to 4465 code for a protein of 1010 amino acids. Gene Ontology annotation, biological process: canonical Wnt signaling pathway; neuron differentiation; cell fate commitment. Gene Ontology annotation, cellular component: extracellular region. Gene Ontology annotation, molecular function: cytokine activity; frizzled binding. The record is from RefSeq and is a predicted model, not a curated record. Lineage: Eukaryota; Metazoa; Arthropoda; Insecta; Diptera; Culicidae. The transcript is spliced from 9 exons.